Messenger RNA from Syngnathoides biaculeatus (alligator pipefish), 6640 nucleotides. It is a transcript of the gene grin1b, whose product is annotated as glutamate receptor, ionotropic, N-methyl D-aspartate 1b. The coding region runs from base 105 to 2822 and encodes 905 amino acids. NCBI's taxonomy places the organism in Eukaryota, Metazoa, Chordata, Actinopteri, Syngnathiformes, Syngnathidae. The record is from RefSeq and is a predicted model, not a curated record. Gene Ontology annotation, biological process: chemical synaptic transmission; ionotropic glutamate receptor signaling pathway; regulation of membrane potential. Gene Ontology annotation, molecular function: NMDA glutamate receptor activity. The transcript has 21 exons. Gene Ontology annotation, cellular component: synapse; neuron projection; NMDA selective glutamate receptor complex.
GUCAAGGUGCGGGGCGGACGCCGACGGACGAGCCAAGGAGACCGGAAGCAGCCCAGGGCGGGAAUCGGCGCUCGCUUUUAUUGUGAAAAACAAACGUUUCGCACAUGGAGGUGCGCGCGUCCCUCCUCCUGCUGGCGCUGCACUGCGGCGCGGUGGCGCUGUGUGGCUGCGAGCCGCGCGUCCUCAACGUGGGCGCCGUGUUGAGCCAGAAGCGUUACGAGCAGGUCUUCCGGGACGCCGUGGCCCACGCCAACGCCGUCUACGGCCGCGACCGCUUCAAGAUGAACGCCAUCGCCGUCACGCACAAGCCCAACGCCAUCCAGAUGGCGCUGUCCGUCUGCGAGGACCUCAUCUCCAACCAGGUGUACGCCAUCUUGGUGAGCCACCCGCCUCAGUCCAACGACCACCUGACGCCGACGCCCGUGUCCUACACGGCCGGAUUCUACCGCAUCCCCGUCGUGGGCCUGACCACGCGCAUGUCCAUCUACUCCGACAAGAGCAUUCACCUGUCGUUCCUGCGCACGGUUCCGCCGUACUCGCACCAGGCGAGCGUUUGGUUCGACCUGAUGCGAGAGUUCCGUUGGAACCACAUCAUCCUCAUCGUCAGCGACGACCACGAAGGCCGAGCCGCGCAGAAAAGACUGGAAACGCUGCUGGAGGAGAAGGAGACCAAGACUAAAAUCAGGAACUAUGAAAACGUGGACCAACACGGCUUUGACUUCCGGAGAACGCCUAAGGCCGAGAAGGUUCUGCUGUUCGGUCCCGACACCAACCUGACCGCUUUGCUCCUGGACGCCAAAGACCUGGAGGCCCGCGUCAUCAUCCUGUCCGCCAGCGAAGACGAGGCGACGGGCGUCUACAAAGCGGCCCGUCAUCUCAACAUGACCGGUUCCGGUUACGUCUGGAUCGUCGGCGAGAGGGAAAUGACCGGGAAAGCUUUGAGUGAAGCGCCAGACGGCCUGCUGGGUCUCCAACUGAUUAACGGUAAGAACGAGUCGGCGCACAUCAUGGACGCCGUGGGAGUGGUGGCGCAGUCCCUGCAGGAGCUUCUGGACAAGGAGAACAUCACGGAACCGCCGCGCGGGUGCGUGGGCAACACCAACAUCUGGAGGACGGGACCCCUCUUCAAAAGGGUGCUGAUGUCAUCAAAGUACGCCGAGGGCCUGACGGGCCGCGUCGAGUUCAACGACGACGGCGACCGCCGCUUCGCCACUUACAACAUCCUCAACUACCAGCAGAAGCCCGGAAGACUCGUACAGGUCGGGAUCUUCAACGGAUCGCAGGUGCUGAUGAACCCCCAGCGGAAGAUCAUCUGGCCCGGCGGGGAGACGGAGAAGCCCGUCGGCUAUCAGAUGUCCACCAAACUGAAGAUCGUGACCAUCCACCAGGAGCCGUUCGUCUACGUGAAGCCCACCAAGACGGACGGAACGUGUAAGGAGGAGUACACCGUCAACGGAGUCCUCAUCAAAAAGGUCAUGUGCACCGGACCCAACGGAACCAUCCCGGGUCAGCCGACGGUUCCGCAAUGCUGUUACGGCUUCUGCAUCGAUCUUCUGAUCAAGUUGGCCAUGAGCAUGAACUUCACGUACGAGGUCCACCUGGUGGCCGACGGCAAGUUUGGAACGCAAGAGAGAGUGAACAACAGCAACAAGAAGGAGUGGAACGGCAUGAUGGGCGAGCUCCUGGGCGGUCUGGCCGACAUGAUCGUGGCGCCCCUCACCAUCAACAACGAGCGCGCUCAGUACAUCGAGUUCUCCAAGCCGUUCAAGUACCAGGGCCUCACCAUCCUGGUCAAGAAGGAAAUCCCUCGCAGCACGCUGGACUCCUUCAUGCAACCUUUCCAGAGCACUUUGUGGCUCCUCGUCGGCCUGUCGGUGCACGUGGUGGCAGUGAUGCUCUACCUAUUGGACCGAUUCAGCCCCUUCGGAAGGUUUAAAGUCAACAGCGAAGAAGAAGAAGAAGACGCCCUCACCCUGUCCUCGGCCAUGUGGUUCUCCUGGGGAGUUCUGCUCAAUUCCGGGAUCGGAGAAGGAGCCCCGAGGAGUUUUUCGGCGAGGAUUCUGGGAAUGGUGUGGGCGGGCUUCGCCAUGAUCAUCGUGGCGUCGUACACGGCCAACCUGGCCGCCUUCCUGGUGCUGGACCGGCCUGAGGAGCGCAUCACUGGCAUCAACGACCCCAGGCUGCGUAACCCGUCGGACAAGUUCAUCUACGCGACGGUGAAGCAGAGUUCGGUGGACAUCUACUUCCGCCGUCAAGUGGAGCUCAGCACGAUGUAUCGGCACAUGGAGAAGCACAACUACGAGAGCGCCGCCGAGGCCAUUCAGGCCGUCAGAGACAACAAACUGCACGCCUUCAUCUGGGACAGCGCCGUGCUGGAGUUCGAGGCGUCGCAGAAAUGCGACCUGGUGACCACCGGGGAACUUUUCUUCCGCUCGGGAUUCGGCAUCGGCAUGCGGAAGGACAGCCCCUGGAAGCAGAACGUGUCGCUCGCCAUCCUCAGUUCUCACGAGAACGGCUUCAUGGAGGACCUGGACAAGACUUGGGUUCGCUACCAGGAGUGCGACUCCAGGAGCAACGCGCCCGCGACGCUGACCUUCGAAAACAUGGCAGGCGUGUUCAUGCUGGUGGCGGGCGGCAUCGUGGCGGGCAUCUUCCUCAUCUUCAUUGAGAUUGCCUACAAGCGCCACAAGGACGCCCGCAGGAAGCAGAUGCAGCUGGCGUUCGCCGCCGUCAACGUCUGGAGGAAGAACCUGCAGCCGUACCCGACCGACAUCACCGGACAGAUCAACCUAUCGGAUCCCUCCGUCAGCACCGUGGUCUGAGCGCUGGGCCCGGCCGGCCUCGCGCGAAACACCCACAUGCGUGCGCGACGCGCGGAGGAAAAGUUGAUUGGAUUUUCCCGAGUCUUUCCUGAUCAUUUCUCAGGUGGGCGGAGCCAGUGGAACAGGAAGUGGGAUCAGUUGACUCGCGUAAAAAAACGAUCAUGAGAACCCGAAUGAUAAAAACCGUCUUAACAAUAAGGAGAAGCUCAUUUAUUUGUAUCGCGCAUUUCAUACACAAGGUAACUCAAUGCGCUUUACGUGAUUAAAAGCAUUUAAAUCCGUCACGUUUAAAAAAGUACAAUUCAAAACAGCUUUUUUUUUAGGUUACAGUCGGAAGGCCGUGAAACAGGAAGUGACCUCAGGAGGACUUUAGUUCAAAUUUUCUUUUGCGCAAUGCAGCAAAGUGUCAAGACCGCCGGUUAGCGUCACUAAAUCAAAUUGAGAAACGAAUGUCCCGCCCGCAAAGCUGCACCGGUUACGCCCCCACGCCGGGGUCAAUGAUGUCACUCUGUCUACCUCCACGCAGCCGAGUCCGCGCCGCACGCCGCCUGACGAGUCAAACGCGCGACGACAGCCGUUGCUUUUUGCAGCUUCACGUUUGUUGUUAGCACCGAGGAAGUUAGCCGCAUGUAGCAUUUUCAGUUAGCAGCUCACGUGCACAUUGAGCACGUUUGACGUGAUCGAGACGCGCGACAUCUCGUACAAACUCACCACUUGCUAAGGAUAGCGCGACAUUUGUUAGCCGACUCCAUUUUUGUAUAUGCGGCUAUUGCUAAUAGAUGCUAAGGAAAAAAAAAAUGUUGUGGUUCCGAUUUCCUACAUUUCAGGCCUGGGGGUCGGUAGGCAGGUUUUUUUUUUUUUGUUUUCCUUUAUUUGUCCAAAAUAUUUUUACUCCCUCUCCACACACGGUGCCGCCAUUUUCUUGUCGGUUCUCGUUAAUUCAGGCUUUCGCGCGUCUAAAUUCCUGAAUGCUUGGUCCAAAAAACACGAAAACAGUGUCCAAAAUCAGACAUGGCACGUGAUGAAAAUGUAACUCGUCUCGAUAAGGCGGACGUUAGUGAACACACGCGAGCGGCAUGAAAAACGAGACUGAAAUACACAACGGAGUCAAACUGCCGUCGAGCAUUUGCGUCCCACUUUUUUUUAGUCUGCCCAUUCCGCUCCAGUUGUUCCCAUGGCGACGUGACGCUCCAGCUUAAACAUCCGACGUGACUCCGCUUUAGUUGCCGCGUACGUGGUGAAAAAUGAGCGGCUUUUAGGGUAGGUGGGGGAAAUCGGAACCGCAAGCCAGUGCGCUUUUCUUGACCUUUUAUCAGUAAUGUAAGAAUGAAAUCUUGAUCUACGCUAAUUGUGUUAUUUUAGCUUUUCAACAUGAAUCAAUGUUGUCGUCAAAUGUCGAGAGUUCAGGUGCCACAGUCUCCCUUUAUUUGAGCGCAAGUGGGCCGAGCCGCUAUUUUCGUGGCCUAAAAAGCUAUAAAUAAAAAAAAAAUGUCAUUUGGCGGCAAAAUUAGCAACUUUCAUUGAGAAAUCGCAGCGAAUGUGCAGAUCGGACGCGGCGGUUUUGGCUCGACGCCGGCUGUUAGCCGCUUACUCAAGCGCGGCGACGCCGCCACAUGUAGCCUUUCCAGUUAGCCUCUCCUGUUAGCAUGCGCGGACACCUUCUGACUUUCAGUGCUUGUUAGCCAAACAGUUGCAAAGUGAGCUUUUAUUCGGGUGUGGUUUCCUAACCCUUUUUGAUGGCGAUUCAGCCAAUGCACUUUUGUUAACAUUGAAUCUGUUGUUGAGACUUUUCUCUGAUGCUAAUUUCGUCAUGAAAUGUUUGUAAGGCAGGAUGAUGUCCCAAUGCUUUUUAAUUUUUUUCUUUUUUUUUUAAUUGGUUUUACACAUGGUCAAAUGAGACCUCUUAACAUUUUCAAUUUAAAAAAAAAAAAAAAAUCAGAUUUUGACUGCAAAAGCCAGUCUGCUUGGACUAAUCCUACUUUUGUCCUUAGUUGGGACGCAGCAAUAUCUGUGCCCCCCCAAACCCCGUGCCGUUGGACUUUACUUGCACGGGUAAAAACUUGCAGAUGGUACAACGUCCGAUAUCCGGACCGUCACAUACACUGGAAAAGGAACAUUUUAAUGGAGUCCUUUAUCAGUAUGCGUCCUCUCCCAGUGGGUCUCUUCAGAACGUGCAGUCUCCACCUGAGGAGAACGCGAGCACUAGCUGCUAUAGCGUAGCAGCUGUUACGUGUUUUCCUGUAAAACGUUUUACCGGAAAAGAGUAAGUGAGCGCGAUUCUGUUGAACUUUACGCAAAAUGUCUUUGAUGGCCGACAGAUACAGAAAGAUGACACAGGGAUGUUGGUUUCCACGCAUCCCAAAUAAUGCAUUGCUGGGAUUUUCCUUGUUAUAUCUGCGUGCGUGGCCACACUGCCCCCUGGAGGCCGAUGCAGACAACCCAUGCAACGUGGGACGCAGAACACCUCCCAACUUUUUGGGGGGGAAGACACUUUAAAAACAACAAGCUGAACAUUAAGAUAGGUCCAACCUAAAAAAUAAUAAAAAUCCAAAUGUUAUGUAUAUAAUGUAUAUUUGAUACGCUAGCUCCAGAAAAAGUGGCAAAUUUGAAUGCCGUCCAUUUUCCCCACUCGGGUCACGAGCGCGCCGGCGCCCAUCCCGGCUAUCUUCGGGCGAGGCACACCCAGAACUGGUCGCCAGCCAAUCGCGGGGCACGUUUCAUCAGCCAUUUGCGCUCACAUUCUCAUUCUCACCUAUGGGCAAUUUCAAGUCUUCACCGAAUGCAUGUUUUUGGGAUGCGGGAUGAAAGCCACACCGGGAGUUGAACCCCCGGUCUUCAGAACUGUGAGGCAAAUUACAAAGAUUUCAAAAGAAAAACACCAAAACCAAAACCUCCUGACACUGCUGCGCACACUUAUGGCCGGCAACGAGGCGCUCGAAUGCGGCCGAAGCGCCAGUCCACAUGCUGGACCCCGCCCCGGCUUUCUUUGACGUGCGCCUACUCACGGCUGACUACGAGGCACAGGCGGACUGUGCUCUUUUAGGGUGUACUCAAACAUGGACGUCUCGCUAAUUUCAACCAAGUUGCGCCCGAGGGCAAGCGAGUCACUAAGCCCGAGUUUUGGCCGCACUCCCCAACGCCCAAAUGCUACAAUUGCAUUUUCCACUUCCCAAAUGUUCAGCACUUGCAUCCUCAUACUUGGUCUAAAAAAUGUGCCAGUCAUUAGACCCGGAUCGACUUUAGACCUGGUCCCAAGUUAGACCAGUGCUAGUCACUUUAGACCAGAUCUAACUUUAAAGCAGGACCAAUUUUCGACCUUCGAACUGUAAAAGAGGCAAAAAAAAAAAAAAAAAAGACAUUUCAUUGAAUUGAUAGCAUUUAUUGUAUAUUUUAUUCAUUUUCUUCAAUAUGUAUUUAUAUGAUGAUUGUGUGUAUUAUCUCCACCGUAGUGUUUUCCACAUGAAAGUUAUCUGUUGUGAAAAUGUAAUAAGUGUUUGAACAAUGUAAUUUCGAUGCUAAUGAUAUUUCCCUCCUUGCUAGCGAACAUUUUUCAAAGCGUACAUGAGUUGAUUUUGUGAACGCUAAUGUAGCCUUUAGCUCAGUGACGUCAUGUUGACUGACGCACAGCAAAUGAAGUCCCCGUGUGACGUCACAUCCCGCAACUGUACAAAGGCGCCAUUUUCCCUACUUCCUGUCUUGAAAAAUGCAAACGAAUCAUGGUCGUGUCAAAAUCAAUUUUAUGAUGUAAACAAUCAUGUUCGUGCUUAAAUAACUGUUCAUGACUACAAACAACAAUAAAAGUGUGAUGAUACCGCUCC